Panthera uncia (snow leopard) is the source of this 2769-nucleotide messenger RNA. RefSeq names its product USH1 protein network component harmonin (gene USH1C). Gene Ontology annotation, biological process: sensory perception of sound; inner ear receptor cell stereocilium organization; inner ear morphogenesis. NCBI's taxonomy places the organism in Eukaryota, Metazoa, Chordata, Mammalia, Carnivora, Felidae. Gene Ontology annotation, molecular function: protein binding. The transcript is spliced from 26 exons. The coding region runs from base 88 to 2769 and encodes 893 amino acids. Gene Ontology annotation, cellular component: plasma membrane; stereocilia ankle link complex; stereocilium tip. The record is from RefSeq and is a predicted model, not a curated record.
CGGAUCUCGUUGCGGCUCCUGCCGGCUUGGGGCCGCCAGGCAUCCGAAGUAGCGAGUUGUGUGGCGACGCUGCGAUCUGGCCCAGCCAUGGACCGGAAGGUGGCUCGAGAGUUCCGGCACAAGGUGGAUUUUCUGAUUGAAAAUGAUGCGGAGAAGGACUAUCUGUAUGAUGUGCUGCGGAUGUAUCACCAAACCAUGGAUGUGGUCGUGCUUGUGGGAGACCUGAAGCUGGUCAUCAAUGAGCCUAGCCGCCUGCCGCUGUUUGACGCCAUCAGGCCCCUGAUCCCACUGAAGCACCAGGUGGAAUACGACCAGCUGACCCCCCGGCGUUCCAGGAAGCUGAAGGAGGUGCGUCUGGACCGUCUGCACCCUGAAGGCCUCGGCCUCAGUGUUCGUGGGGGCCUCGAGUUCGGCUGUGGGCUCUUCAUCUCCCACCUCAUCAAAGGGGGUCAGGCUGACAGUGUCGGCCUCCAGGUAGGGGAUGAGAUCGUCCGGAUCAAUGGAUAUUCCAUCUCCUCCUGCACCCAUGAGGAAGUCAUCAACCUCAUCCGCACCAAGAAGACCGUGUCCAUCAAAGUGAGACACAUCGGCCUGAUUCCUGUGAAGAGCUCUCCUGAUGAACCCCUCAAAUGGCAGUAUGUGGAUCAGUUUGUGUCAGAAUCUGAGGGUGGGCGGAGCAGCCUGGGCUUCCCCGGCAGUCGGGAAAACAAGGAGAAGAAGGUCUUCAUCAGUCUGGUAGGAUCCCGGGGCCUUGGCUGCAGCAUUUCCAGUGGGCCCAUCCAGAAACCUGGCAUCUUUAUCAGCAAUGUGAAGCCUGGUUCCCUGUCUGCUGAGGUGGGGCUGGAGACAGGGGACCAGAUUGUCGAAGUCAACGGCAUCGACUUCUCCAACCUGGACCACAAGGAGGCCGUCAACGUGCUGAAGAGUAGCCGCAGCCUGACCAUCUCCAUUGUAGCUGGAGCUGGCCGAGAGCUGUUCCUGACAGACCGGGAGCGGCUGGAGGAGGCACGGCAGCGCGAGCUACAGCGGCAAGAGCUUCUCAUGCAGAAGCGGCUGGCAAUGGAGUCCAACAAGAUCCUCCAGGAGCAGCAGGAGAUGGAACGACAAAGAAAAAAAGAAAUUGCCCAGAAGGCAGCAGAGGAGAAUGAAAGAUACCGGAAGGAGAUGGAACAGAUUGUGGAAGAGGAGGAGAAGUUUAAGAAGCAGUGGGAAGAAGACUGGGGCUCAAAGGAACAGCUGCUCUCAUCUAAAACCAUCACCGCUGAGGUGCACCCAAUACCCCUUCGCAAGCCUAAGUCCUUUGGGUGGUUUUAUCGUUACGAUGGCAAAUUCCCAACCAUCCGGAAGAAAGGAAAGGAUAAGAAGAAAGCCAAGUAUGACAGCCUGCAAGAGUUGAGAAAGAAUAAGAAGGAACUAGAGUUUGAGCAAAAGCUUUACAAAGAGAAAGAGGAAAUGCUGGAAAAGGAAAAACAACUGAAAAUCAACCGGCUGGCCCAGGAGGUGUCCGAGACAGAGCGGGAAGACCUUGAGGAAUCGGAAAAGAUUCAGUAUUGGGUGGAAAGGCUCUGUCAGACACGCCUUGAGCAGAUUUCCUCUGCUGAUAAUGAGAUUUCAGAGAUGACCACGGGGCCCCCGCCUCCCCCGCCUUCUGUGUCUCCCCUGGUCCCACCCCUGAGACGCUUCGCAGGCGGGCUGCACCUCCACACCACUGACCUGGAUGACAUCCCCUUGGACAUGUUCUACUAUCCCCCCAAGACUACCUCGGCCUUGCCUGUGAUGCCCCACCCCCCACCCUCCAACCCAUCCCCCAAGAUCCCCGCGCCCCCUGUCCUUCCCUCAUCAGGCCGUGUGAAUGCCUCUUCUUCACCCUGGGUCCAACGCACUCCACCCCCCAUUCCCAUCCCUCCCCCACCAUCUAUCCCCACCCAAGACCUGACUCCUACCCGCCCGCUACCCUCGGCACUGGAAGAGGCACUGGGCAACCACCCCUUCCGUGCUGGGGACACAGGAAAUCCAACAGAGGACUGGGAAGCAAAGAACCACAGUGGGAAGCCCACUAAUUCCCCUGUCCCUGAACGGAGCUUCCCACCCACCCCAAAGACAUUUUGCCCAAGCCCACAGCCUCCACGAGGCCCUGGCGUGUCCACCAUCUCCAAACCUGUCAUGGUCCACCAGGAGCCCAACUUCAUCUACAGGCCAGCUGUGAAAUCCGAGGUCCUGCCACAGGAGAUGUUGAAGAGGAUGGUGGUUUAUCAGACCGCGUUCAGACAAGAUUUCCGGAAAUAUGAGGAAGACUUUGACCCCUACUCCAUGUUCACCCCAGAGCAGAUCAUAGGGAAGGAUGUCCGCCUCCUGCGCAUUAAGAAGGAGGGAUCCUUAGAUCUGGCCCUGGAAGGCGGUGUGGACUCCCCGGUCGGAAAGGUGGUCGUCUCAGCUGUGUAUGAGGGGGGAGCUGCUGAGCGGCAUGGUGGCAUUGUGAAAGGGGAUGAGGUCAUGGCGAUCAAUGGCAAGAUUGUGACGGACUACACCCUGGCUGAGGCAGAGGCCACCCUGCAGAAGGCCUGGAGUCAGGGGGGCUUCUCCCCACAGGACUGGAUCGACCUUGUUGUUGCCGUCUGUCCCCCCAAGGAAUAUGAUGACGAGCUCUCUUCUCUUACCUCCUCUGCAGCCGAAAGCCCCCAGCCGGUCCGAAAGUUCCUUGAAGACCGUGCUCCUGUGCAUAGACACAGGUUCCUCCUGCAGCUGGAGCCUGGCAGCCCCCCACGGUGA